AUGGAGCCAGAGCUUACUACCCCUACAUUGGAGAAAAGGUUUGACUACGACAUCAGGACCACAGAAUAUUAUUCAUAUGACUAUAACGAAACCACAUUUGAGGUCCUGGAGCGACACGAGGGACUCGUCAUAGCAGGAAUAUACAGUGUCGUGUGCUACAGCCUGAUCAUCUCCCUCAGCCUGCCUGGGAAUAUUUACCUGCUCUGGGUCCUGCUAUGGAGAGUGGGAUUGAAGAGUGUGUCUAAUCUGUUGCUUCUGCACCUGACCAUCUCAGACAUACUCUUCACCCUAACCCUGAUUCCCUGGGCCGUCUACUACAUCCAUGGCUGGGUUUUUGGCCGGUAUGCUUGCAAGGUGUUGAGUGGUUCUAUAUUGCUUGGUCUCUACAGCUAUAUGCUGUUCCUCAUGGCCAUAACGAUACAUCGUUAUACAGUGGUGGUGCACGCAGCGCGCGCGUCGACAUACAGAGAUCGAGGGCGGCUCUACACUCAUUUGACGUGUGCUGCUGCGUGGACGAUCUCCAUCCUCUGUUGUCUCACUGAGGCAGUGUACUCUGAGACGAUAAACGAUCCGGAUGGUAUACUGUGCGAACUCUGUGGACAGCCAGACCAUCUGAUAUUGUUAGGUUACUACAUCCAGAUAGCAGUUUUUUUCUUGUUUCCCUUUGCCAUCAUGUCUUUCUGUUAUGUUCGAAUGACAGCGACCAUCCAGCAGACUCGCCUGAAGCAAAAACAACAGGCAGUGUGGUUGAUGUUUUCUAUCGUUGUGGGUUUCUUCAUUUGCUGGGCGCCAUACAACAUUGUUGUGUUUAUUGAGACGCUACAGAUGUUGGGGCUCCCAGUCUUGACUUCACAGGAGCUGAUGCAUUAUGCUUUCUAUAUCACUCAUACGCUAGCCUACUGUCACUGUUGUCUCAAUCCCCUUAUGCAUGUCUUUGGAGCUGACAAGUUUAGGCAUUAUCUUCCACAAAACUCUCUAUUUACGUAUUUCUCAAGGGCGGAGAGGGGCCAGAAAUCUAGCUCUUGCAGUGCUCCGCGACAUUCCCUCUCAUACCUGACGAAUGUGUAA
Messenger RNA from Chanos chanos (milkfish), 1068 nucleotides. RefSeq names its product chemokine (C motif) receptor 1b, duplicate 3 (gene xcr1b.3). Gene Ontology annotation, molecular function: C-C chemokine receptor activity; C-C chemokine binding. The record is from RefSeq and is a predicted model, not a curated record. Bases 1 to 1068 code for a protein of 355 amino acids. Gene Ontology annotation, biological process: positive regulation of cytosolic calcium ion concentration; G protein-coupled receptor signaling pathway; cell chemotaxis. The transcript has a single exon. Lineage: Eukaryota; Metazoa; Chordata; Actinopteri; Gonorynchiformes; Chanidae. Gene Ontology annotation, cellular component: external side of plasma membrane; membrane.